UUGCCCAUCUCUGAUCUACACAGUGGUUGAACAGAACAAGGAAGUAAAACAAACAGAAUCGUAAGCAAAUAAAUUCACUGAUAAAACCAGAAACGCUGCACAGACUUACCUCUAAUUCACUGUGGGAAAGAAAAGUAAUUGCAUCAUGGGUGGACGGAAUUCAACUCCACAAGAUCAAACUGUUCAACAACCUGAUAUAACUUUUGAAAAUCCAUGGAGGCCAGUGAAUUGGAGGGAUAAAGAACCAAUGGUACAGACACUGAGGGAGUUUCAGUCGGAACACCAUGUUGACCAUCUCAGGAUUUUGGUUGUUGGACCUAUACGUGCUGAGAAGUCUGCCUUUAUCACCUCAGUUAAUACUGCUCUCCAAGGCCGCUGUACUUACCUCGCUCAUUCACUCUCUGGUGGUUUGAGUGUCACCUGCAAGUACACUGUCUACAAGCUGAACAAAGGCACAAAGGGAUCUUUCUUUCCAUUUGUGUUCGCUGACACGAUGGGUCUGGAAACAGGUUUCAGUGGUGCACAUGUAAAUGACAUCAUCAACAUUCUGCAAGGUCAUAUACAAGAAGGAUACACAUUUAAUCCUUUGACACCACUGACUGCUGAAAGCAACAACUAUAAUCCAACCCCAAAUCUAAAUGACAAAGUUCACUGUCUGGUGUUUGUCCUACCAGCAGACAAAGUUGCCCAAAUAUGUGACGGAAUCACAGACAAAAUGAAAAAAAUUCUGCAACAAGCACAAGAAUUAGGGAUUCCUCAAGUUGUCAUCAUGUCCAAGGUGGAUGUUGCAUGUUCACUUGUAAAGCAGGACCUGAAAAUGAUCUAUAAGAGCACGAAAAUCAAAGUGUUGAUGGAGGAGUGCAGUAUCAAACUGGGUGUUCCUAUGAGACAAAUCUUCCCUGUAAAGAACUACCAUGAGGAAAUCAUCACCAACACUGAGAUCGAUAUUCUGAUUCUAACAGCAGUAACAAGUAUUGUGAAUUUUGCCAGCGACUUUGUGCAAGCUUCUGAAAAACCAUGGAGGCCAGUGAAUUGGAGUGAUAAAGAACCAAUGUUACAGAGACUGAGGGAGUUUCAGCCAAACCGCCAUGUUGACCAUAUCAGGAUUUUGGUUGUUGGACCAGCAGGUGCUGGGAAGUCUGCCUUUAUCACCUCAGUUAAUACUGCUCUCCAAGGCCGCAAUACUUAUCUCGCUCAUUCACUCUCUGGCGAUUCGAGUGUCACCCACAAGUACACCGUCUACAAGCUGAACAAAGGCACAGAGGGAACUUUAUUUCCAUUUGUGUUCAGUGACACAAUGGGUCUGGAAGAGUUAGGUGGUACCCACGUAAAUGACAUCAUCAACAUUCUGCAAGGUCAUAUACAUGAAGGAUACACAUUUGAUCCUUCGACACCACUGACUGCUGAAAGCAACGACUAUAAUCCAACCCCAAAUCUAAAUGACAACAUUCACUGUCUGGUGUUUGUCCUACCAGCAGACAACGUUCUCCAAAUAUCUGACGGAAUCAUGGACAAAAUGAAAGAAAUUCGGAAAAAAGCACAAGAAUUAGGGAUUCCUCAAGUUGUCAUCAUGUCCAAAGUGGAUGUUGCAUGUUCACUUGUAAACCAGAACCUGAGAACGAUCUACAUGAGCAAGAAAAUCAGAGAGAGGAUGAAGGAGUGCAGUAUCAGUCUGGGUCUGCAAAUGACACAAAUCUUCCCUGUAAAGAACUACCAUGAGGAAAUCACCAACAACACUGAGAUGAUGCAGACAAGGUGAAGAGUUGAUCGUCAGCAUUUAUUCUGGAAAACAAUGAAUGACAGAGCUGUCAAGACAUGGAGACAAGAGAAAGAAUUCCAGCAUCCCCCAUCCAGACAACUCAAGCAUCUCAUCUCAUUAUCUCUAGCCGCUUUAUCCUGUUCUACAGGGUCGCAGGCAAGCUGGAGCCUAUCCCAGCUGACUACGGGUGAAAGGCGGGGUACACCCUGGACAAGUCACCAGGUCAUCGCAGGGCUGACACACAGACAACCAUUCACACUCACACCUACGGUCAAUUUAGAGUCACCAGUUAACCUAACCUGCAUGUCUUUGGACUGUGGGGGAAACCGGAGCACCCAGAGGAAACCCAUGCGGACACGGGGAGAACAUGCAAACUCCGCACAGAAAGGCCCUUGCCGGCCACGGGGCUCGAACCCGGACCUUCUUGCUGUGAGACGACAGCGCUAACCACUACACCACCGUGCUGCCCCACAGCCCAAGCAUGAUAAAAAUAAAUAAAAUAAAUAAAAAUUACAUACUGUAGGCUACAUACUGUUCAGUAGGCUGGUGACAUUACACUUUGUGAGAUAAAACAGACUAUAAUAGUCAUGCACUUAAUAUUGAUUGUAUAGCAUAGUUUACAAUGUACAAUGAAUGAUAUAAAUGAUACAGUAAUUAAUAAAAUAUGACAUAUAUUAAGAGUUUUCUUAACAUAGUCAGGCAAACAUACCUGGCAAACAGUGAAUGACAGGGCGAUCAACACAUGGAGACGGGGAAAGAAUUCUGGCAUCCCGACAACAUAAUACACCAGUUAGCAGCCAGCCAAAUGGCUACUCGGAUAAACACUCGACUUUUCACAUGGAGUUUUACAACACUAAGGCCCUGUCCACACGGCAACGGAUUCAGGUGAAUCUGAUAAAAUUGUUUAUCGUUUCGGCCUGGCGUCCACACGGCACCGGUGUUUUGGGUGCCCUAAAACGAACUCUUUUGAGAACGGCUUCCAGAGUAGAAAAAUCUGCCAACGGCGCCGUUGCGAAGUCGUCUGGAUGAGUAGAACGGAUUUGUUUACGAUGACGUCACAACCACAUGACUGUGAGUGCUUCAUGCCGGGUAGAAGUGUAACGAACUCGAU
Molecule: messenger RNA, 2870 nt
Organism: Neoarius graeffei (lesser salmon catfish)
Lineage: Eukaryota; Metazoa; Chordata; Actinopteri; Siluriformes; Ariidae
Product: interferon-induced protein 44-like
Exons: 15
Coding region: 146-1759 (537 amino acids)
Source: RefSeq, a predicted model, not a curated record